AUGACAGAGCUACAGUUGGCACUGCUACUGCGAAGACAGCUGGCACAACUCAACGAAAAUCCAGUUGAAGGCUUUUCAGCAGGUUUAAUAGAUGACAAUGAUCUCUACCGAUGGGACGUUCUUAUUAUCGGCCCUCCAGAUACACUUUAUGAAGGUGAUGUUUUUAAGGCUCAUCUCACUUUCCCAAAAGAUUAUCCCCUCCGGCCUUCUAAAGUGAAAUUUAUUACAGAAAUCUGGCCCCCAAAUGUUGAUAAAAAUGGCGAUGUCUGCAUUUCUAUUAUUCAUGAGCCUGGGGAAGAUAAAUAUAGUUAUGAAAAGCCAGAUGAACUCUGGCUUCCUAUCCACACUGUGGAAACUAUCAUCAGUGUCAUUUCUAUGCUGGCAGACCCUAAUGGAGAUUCACCUGCUCAUGUUGAUGCUGCAAAAGAACAGAGGAAAGAUAGAAAUGGAGAAUUUAAAAGGAAAGUGGCCCACUGUGUAAGAAAAAGCCAAGGGACUGCUUUUGAGUGA
This is a messenger RNA of Cynocephalus volans (Philippine flying lemur), 510 nucleotides long. RefSeq names its product ubiquitin-conjugating enzyme E2 G1-like. Bases 1 to 510 code for a protein of 169 amino acids. Gene Ontology annotation, molecular function: ubiquitin conjugating enzyme activity. The record is from RefSeq and is a predicted model, not a curated record. Gene Ontology annotation, biological process: ubiquitin-dependent protein catabolic process; protein polyubiquitination. The transcript is spliced from 2 exons. Lineage: Eukaryota; Metazoa; Chordata; Mammalia; Dermoptera; Cynocephalidae.